This is a messenger RNA of Populus trichocarpa (black cottonwood), 2829 nucleotides long. Its product is annotated as glutamate receptor 2.2. The coding region runs from base 41 to 2746 and encodes 901 amino acids. Gene Ontology annotation, cellular component: plasma membrane. The transcript has 5 exons. The record is from RefSeq and is a predicted model, not a curated record. Gene Ontology annotation, molecular function: glutamate-gated receptor activity. NCBI's taxonomy places the organism in Eukaryota, Viridiplantae, Streptophyta, Magnoliopsida, Malpighiales, Salicaceae.
UAGUUAACCCGUUAAUCAAGAAGUACUAACCAACAUCUCAAUGGAAACAAAUAUGAGGGGAAACCCACCUUCAAAUCAAGUUCUCCCAUUCCUUUCUUUCCUUUCUGUCCAUUUUUUCUUCUUAGAAUUGGUAAUGGCUCAAAACACAACGUUUAUUCCAGUGAAUGUAGGUUUGGUUCUUGACUUGGAUUAUUUGGAAGCAAAUAUUGCAUUGAGUUGCAUCAACAUGGCCCUCUCAGACUUCUAUGCCACUCAUGGAGACUACAAAACCAGGAUGGUUUUGACCACCAGGGACUCCAAGAAAGAUGUUGUUGCUGCAGCUGCUGCAGCCUUGGACUUGAUAAAGAAUGUGGAAGCGCAAGCAAUCUUGGGGCCGACAACAUCAAUGCAAGCUAAUUUUGUUAUUGGUCUAGGAGAAAAAGCUCAAGUGCCCAUCAUAUCAUUUUCUGCAUCAAGUGAUUCUCUUACUUCCACCAGGAGUCCCUAUUUUUUUCGAGCUACACAAAAUGACUCAAGUCAAGUCAAUGGCAUUGGAGCAUUAGUUCAAGCCUUUGGAUGGAAAGAAGCAGUACCUAUCUACAUGGACAACGAAUAUGGAGAGGGAGUUAUACCUUAUUUAACUGAUGCUUUGCAAGCAGUUGAUGCUCAUGUACCCUACCGGAGUGUCAUUUCUCCAUCGGCCACUGAUGAUCAAAUUGCUGAGGAGCUUUACAAGUUGAUGACAAUGCAAACAAGAGUUUUCAUUGUGCACAUGUUUGCCUCUCUUGGCGCUCGGCUUUUUGUCAAAGCUAAAGAGAUUGGGAUGAUGAGUAAAGGCUACGUUUGGAUCAUGACUGAUGGGCCGACUGUAGGUCUCUCAACCUCACCAGAUCCUUCUGUCAUUGAUUCUAUGCAAGGGGUAUUGGGUAUUAAACCUUAUAUUCCGAAAACAACGGAGCUUGGAAAUUUUCGGUUACGGUGGAAAAGGAAAUUCCAACAAGAUAAUGCAGACAUGGUUGAUGCUGAGUUAAACAUUUAUGCACUACAAGCCUACGAUGCUACUGUAGCAUUGGCCAUGGCAAUUGAGAAAGCUGGUACAACAAACUUAGGCUUUCGAGAGGCAAAUGUUUCUAACACUUCAGUAACUGAUCUAGAAAAUCUGGGAAUCUCUCAAAAUGGUCCAAACCUCCUCCGAGCAUUAUCAAACACUAGUUUUAAAGGUGUAACUGGAGAUUUCUUCUUCAUUAAUGGACAGUUACAGCCAUCGGCUUUUGAAAUAGUUAAUAUGAAUGGAAAUGGAGAAAGGAGGAUAGGAUUUUGGAUACCGAGAAAGGGGCUCGCAAAAACCCUUAACUCGAUAGCAAAUACCACGAGUACUUAUUCUACUUCCAAGUCCAGUCUUGCACCUGUUAUAUGGGCAGGGGAUUCAACUUCUAUUCCCAAGGGCUGGGAGAUUCCGACAAAUGGGAAGAAGUUGCGGAUAGGAGUACCGAGAUCAAGCACUUUCGGUCAAUUUGUGAAGGUGACAACAGAUCUCAAUUCCAAUAUGACAACAGUCACAGGAUACUGCAUAGCUAUAUUCGAAGCUGCAGUUGACGCAUUACCUUAUGCCAUAACUUAUGAGUACAUCCCCUUUGUCAAGCCUGAUGGGAGGUCUGCUGGAACUUACAAUGAUCUGGUCUAUCAAGUGUAUUUAAAGAGUUACGACGCUGUGGUCGGAGAUACAACUAUCAUAGCCAACAGGUCCAAGUACGUCGAUUUUACAUUGCCUUACACGGAAAGUGGCGUCUCCAUGAUCGUUCCAAUCAAAGACAGCAGAAACAAAAAUGCUUGGGUUUUCUUGAAGCCUUUGACUUGGGACCUUUGGGUCACAAGCUUUUGUUUCUUUGUUCUCAUCGGAUUUGUGGUCUGGGUUCUUGAACACGGAAUAAAUGAAGAUUUUCAAGGGCCUCCUUCGCAUCAAAUAGGCACUAGCUUCUGGUUUUCUUUCUCAACCAUGGUUUUUGCUCAUAGGGAGAGGGUGGUUAGCAACUUGGCUAGAAUAGUUGUAACCAUAUGGUGUUUUGUUGUACUCAUUCUUACUCAAAGCUACACUGCCAGCCUAAGUAGCGUGCUUACCGUUCAGCAGCUCCAACCUACAGUUACUAAUGUUGAUGAGCUCAUUAAAAAGGGGGAGUUUGUGGGAUACCAGCCGAACUCUUUUGUGUUGGGAAUCCUGAAAAACUUGGGUUUUGAUGACUCCAGGCUUAUGGCUUAUAAUACUCCAGAAGAAUGCGACGAGCUUUUUUCCAGAGGUAGUGGAAAUGGUGGUAUUGCUGCCGCAUUUGAUGAAGUGCCAUACAUGAAAUUCUUUCUAUCUAUGUAUUGCUCGAAAUAUACAAUAAUUGAGCCUACAUUUAAAACAGGCGGUUUCGGGUUUGUCUUCCCUAAAGGUUCACCUCUUGUAGCUGAUGUAUCAAGGGCAGUUCUAAAUGUGACCGAAGGAGAUAAGAUGAAGGAAAUUGAGGAUGCAUGGCUUGGCACACAAAGCAGUUGUCAAGAAUCCAGCACCUCAGUUUCAUCUAAUAGCCUUAGUCUCAAGAGUUUUUGGGGAUUAUUUCUUAUUACUGGCAUUGCUUCAAUUUCAGCUCUCAUGAUCUUCACAACCAUAUUUGUUUACGAGCACAGAGCAGUACUCUUGCAGCCCUCUGAUUUAAGAGCAACAACAGUGGAGCAGAGUUCUUGUUUUGUUCAGAAUCUUCAUUCAAAUGGACUUAACAUCCAGUAGAAGUGAGCUGAAUCCGAUCCACAUAGCUAUACCUGGAGAUCUUCCACCGGCAGACAAUGAUGAUGAUCAAGAUCCAAAUGCAC